AUGAAUUUGUUCCGCUGUUUCUUCCCCGUCAAAGAGUAUCUUGAAGUGGCUGAAAACAACCGCAACCAUUCGAUCAUUGAUGCAAACGUCAUCAGUUAUCACAUUAUUCCGUAUUUAAAUCAAAAUGACGUUAUCAGAUUUGCUGGAGUUUGUUCAUCAUGGAGAAGUAUUGUCAAGUCCUCUCAACAUGAUACUACUUUUCGACUAGCAUUCGAGUUGUAUGAUUUGUCUAAACAAAAACUACCAAACAAAUUCGGAGAUGUGUUCCUAUUGUUCGACAAAGUGUAUAUCGAGUGCUUCACAGUUACCAAAUCUCAUCUUUACUCUAUAUUUACAUCGACUAAAAUAUCAACAUUGACAUUACGAUAUGUAUCAGCUGUUCAAUUCAUUUCCAAUGCAUCGUUAACAGAACUCAAUGUAACCAAUGAUAAACCAUCUUUGAAUGAGGUAAAAGCUAUCUCAAAACAUUUUCCUUCCCUAAAAUCCUUAAAACUUUGCUACCCUAAUUAUUACAAUGGUGACAAGUUGAUCAAAAUAAUUUUACAAAGUCCGUUAUCAGAAAAACUAGAAUCAUUAACCAUAUCAAGCGAAGGAUUCACAAGUAAGGGUUUCAAUAAUUUAUUUCAGCCCAACGUAUGUCUUUCAAAUUUGAAAGUACUUUCACUUGAAAUCGUGCAUAGGUAUAUUACGGAUACGGAAAUCGUAAGCAUUAACAAUUUCGACUCUUCAAGAUUUCCAAAGUUGCGUAGCCUUGAAUUUGUGAACAUUGACUUGGACAUAAUGAGCUUAAAAAGAAUACUUAAUAGUGGAAUUCAAUUUUAUACUCUAAAAUUAUUCAUAACUGAAAGAAUUGCCUUGUCCUCACAAAAUGGAUCUCAGUUUUCCUUAAUUGACAAAAUUCCAUCACUCCACGAAAUAAUUAUUCAUUUAUCCCCCUUUAAUUGCUUCGAUUCCGAAGCUUCUGAAAGCACUAAACAUCAGAUUACUGAUCAUGUUUUGCAUUAUCUUACUUCCUAUGGUACACAACAUCUAUGUCUGCCAUAUUGCAACAGCAGCCAUAUUGUGGACAUAUGUGACACUAUAGACGAUUUAAAGACUUUUAUAGUGUGUGAUGGAAAUAUUGACACGAAUUCACUUGAAUUGUUUUGUGAUAAAUUUUCAACUCUGACUACUCUCGAUAUACGAGAAUGUAAUAUUGGAUCAAGUGUCAAAUACAUUACUAAAUUGAAACACCUGACCACUUUACACGUUGGUAUUUGGGAUGUUAGUUCUGAAGGAGCAAAAUAUAUAUUUAUGAUGGAAACUCUUACAGAUCUUUCUUUAAUUAAUUACAAAAUUAGUAAUACUGACCUAAAACAUUUUGCAAAAGGAAAAUUAAGAAAUCUAAAGACUCUUCGUUUAACUAGAAGAAUACCCAGUGAUGGUGUAGGUAUUUUUGCUACAACAUGUUUACCGCACGCAUUGAAACUCGAACUCUAUCAAGUAACAGACAAAGCUAUGGAAUUUCUUUCAAAUGGAAAUCUUCGUAUUCAUGAUCUCACAUUAUGUAGGACUAACCUCAACAGCAAUGGCAUUAAAUUUGCACUUCAAAUUAAAUCAAUAGAAAAGCUUAGAAUGCCUACUGAAAACAAAACGAUCCCACAAUCUGAUAAGGAUGAGAUUACAAAGAUGGCCAAAGAAAAACAUGUGAAAUUGUGUAUUAAUUGGAGAUAG
Messenger RNA from Naegleria lovaniensis, 1713 nucleotides. RefSeq lists its product as uncharacterized. The transcript has a single exon. Gene Ontology annotation, cellular component: SCF ubiquitin ligase complex. NCBI's taxonomy places the organism in Eukaryota, Heterolobosea, Eutetramitea, Acrasida, Naegleriidae. Gene Ontology annotation, molecular function: protein binding. The record is from RefSeq and is a predicted model, not a curated record. The coding region runs from base 1 to 1713 and encodes 570 amino acids. Gene Ontology annotation, biological process: SCF-dependent proteasomal ubiquitin-dependent protein catabolic process.